GAGAGAGAGAGACAGAGAGAGAGAAGAGAGAGUGGUGUCUGUGAAGGGAGAGAGCGCUGCAGCUGCCAGAGGAGCAGCCCCUUUUGCCCUUGGAGGAACCAGCAACCCCUGGCCAUCCCUCUCCUCUCCCUCCAGGGCUCCGGGGGCUUUGGACAGGGCUGAAGGGGAGGCCAAGGAGACCCCUGGGCUCGGAGGCGGCUGCGGCCCCUGACUGACUCGACCACCGGCGGCGGAGUUCCAGCCCGACAUCCCUUUACUCUUCGCAGGUUGCAGCAGGAGGAGGAGGAGGAGGGCCAGGUUGCAUGCCUGGUUGGACUUGAUGCUUGAUUUGCAUGACUCAUAACAAUCUGUUUCUGGAUUUGUCAGUGAGCAGGCAUGGCCCACCGGGGAAAUAUUAAUGGAAGUUCCACAGAAAAAGAUGAAAAUGUCCUGAAUGGGGAGGAUGAGAGAGAUCAGAAAGAUCCCUAUUUUGUGGAAACACCUUAUGGUUACCAGCUUGAUUUGGAUUUCCUUAAAUAUGUGGAAGAUAUACAAAAGGGAAAUACUAUUAAAAAGCUGAACAUACAGAAAAAGAGGAAAGUGAUACCACCUUUUGCAGCUGUGAAAAACACCACCUCCAGCCAGUACAGUGGAUGGACAUCAAAUGAAUCUCUUUCUUCUUCUAACAGUGAUGAAAACAAACAUUCAUCUUCAUUCUGUGCAGCACAGAGUCCAGCAGCAGCAGCUCCCACUACCUCUGCCUCUACAAGGCCGUCUUUGUCCUUUGAGGCCUCUCCAAGUUUCCUAACUAUUCCUGAAAGCAAACAACUACUGCCUCCUUCACCACAGCUGCCUAGGCACAACCUUCGUGUUACUAAAACGCUAAUGGAAACCCGGAGAAGACUGGAGCAGGAAAAGAUGGCAAUGCAGGCAAUUCCAGGAGAAACUCGGAGGCCAAGGCUUUCCAGUUUUGGAGCCAUGGGUUCAACAGGCUCACUUCCUUCCUAUGUAGGAUCCAGUGGACAUAACCAGGUGUCCCAUCAGUUUCAGAAUGGAUACCAGGGCAAUGGAGACUAUAGUCUUCAUCUAGCAUCUUCUCUGGGCAGUUCCAUCCGGCACAGCCCAUUGAGUUCAGGUAUAUCAACACCUGUGACUAACGUGAGCCCAGUUCACCUGCAGCAUAUUAGGGAACAAAUGGCCAUUGCCCUCAAACGCCUCAAGGAACUUGAGGAGCAAGUCAAGACUAUUCCUGUGCUCCAGGUGAAGAUUUCAGUAUUGCAGGAAGAGAAAAGGCAGAUGAUGGCAAAGCUCAAAAACCAAAGAAUAGUCAACCAGAACGACACAGGCCAUUUCAGGAAAAGGUCAUAUAGUGCAGGAAAUGCCGAACAGUGGAAGAAUCUCUCUCCAGCCAGAGGAGGUGGAGAACUCUACAUAGACUGUGAAGAUGACACAGGGAGUGUAGAACAGAGCUCAGAGAGGAUAGAAGAAUUUAGGCAGUUAACUGCAGAAAUGCAAGCUUUGGAGAAGAAAAUUCAGGACAGCAAUUACGAUAUUCCAUCUAACCUGCGGGUGAACCGACCAAGUGUAACAAAAGAAAACAGGUCUGUUUCUGUAGGUGCAGAUGAAAGUAUGGACAACAUUGUUGUGUACAACAGAGCUUUGAGAGCAUUCAGGGAUAUAGCAGUAGGAACAGAACUUGUGACUAAAGAUUUUGUUGUUGGGGUGACAGAAGGGAUGCUUGGUGUGUCUACAGAGGCUGAGAGGGAAAUAGAGCUCCAGCAUCAGACCAUUGAAGCCCUUAAAGACAAAAUUUACCGGCUGGAGGUUCAGCUGAGGGAAGCCACUCAUGACAGGGAGAUGACCAAAUUAAAACAUGAGCUGCAGGCAGCUGGGUCCAGGAAAAAAAUGGACAAGGCACUGAUGGCACAGCCCCUCCUCUUCAGUAGAGCAGUGGAAGCAGUAGUACAAACAAGAGACCAAAUGGUGGGAGAUCAUGUGGAUGUUGUUGAAUCCUGUGUGGGGAACUCUCUCCAAAUGAAUAGUGUUGGAGUUUUGUGUAGGCCUAUGUUACAGAGUUCAGCUGUGGGUCCAGAUGUGCCUAUGAAUUGGUGGAUUGUGACAGAGAGAAAAGACAUGUGUGACCAGUGCGUUGAAAGCUCUGUUGAAACAUGCAAUCAGUGUGUGGGGACAGAAAGUAGCAUCUGCGAAACUGGGGUCAAUACAGAAGAGUCAGUAGACAGAUUAAGCCUGCACAAAACUGAACUGAAAAUCAAAGAAGUCCGGUCGAUAGGCUGUGGAGAGUGUUUGGAUGCGACAGUCUGCCCAGCAAACGAGACCAUUUCCCGCAGCACAAACACAGAGACUGGUUGCAAAGUAGAUUCUGCAGUAAUGGCAGUGCCUUGUACAGCUACCCAGGGAACCAAUACAGUAUUAGAAAAGACUGACCAAUUGACCAAUACAGAAGUAGCUACUGUUACAGAUUCCAGCACCAAUACUGUUGUGAGCACUUAUGAUAAACAGACGAACACUGUGAGUGUGGAGAUGAGGACUGUGGCUGUUGGAGAUGGCAGAGUCAAGGAUGUGAAUACAGCGGCUAAAACUCGUUCAAUUGGUGUGGGAACUCUGCUCUCUACCACUGCUAGCUUUGAUAGAUCUUCCCUUACAAAGACCAAAGAUUGUGGAGUGGGGCAGAUCAAUAUCAAUGAGAACUACCUAGUUGGGCUCAAAAUGAGAAAUAUUGCCUGCGGUCCUCCUCCAGUGUCUGUGACACCAUCCAGCACUAGAAGCAUUGGUGUUGGGGAUGAAUCUGUAUACGAAUCGGAGAACUUUGUGCUGGACCAUCCUCUCCCUCUGCCUGAGAUACGGACUGGUUUGGAUCAUUACAUUGAACGGGUUCAGAAGCUUGUUCAGGAGCAACAGAUGCUACUUGCUGAAAAUUAUGCUGAGCUAGCAGAUGCAUUUGGAGAGCCUCAUUCUCAAAUUGGGUCUCUUAAUUCUCAGCUCAUCAGCACUCUUUCAUCCAUCAACAAUGUCAUGAAAUAUGCAAGCACGGAGGAACUGCGCAACUUAGAUGUGCCGAAACAGUGCAUAGACAAAGCUGAUGUGGCAGAAGAAAAUCUGCUAAACGCCCCUCAUGGCCACACUGGUAGCUCACAUUUAGUUUCAAGUUCCCUAAAGUUGAAGCUGGGACAUGAAAUUGGGACCAUAAAUGAGGAGAAGACAGAGAGAGGACGGGACUGGAAAGCCUCAUCUUCCCAAGACAAGGCAAUGUCUCCAAUUAAUCUAACAGAUGACCAGCUUGCCUCUGGGCUUUAUGUAUGUGCAAAUGAUAACAUGUUGAAGUCCAUCAUGAAGAAAAAGGAUGGGAAAAAAGAUGAGAAUGCAAAGAAGAAUCUGCAGUUUGUUGGUAUAAAUGGAGGGUAUGAAACAACAUCAAGUGAUGAUUCUAGUUCAGAAGAGAGUUCCUCUUCAGAAUCUGAUGAUGAGUGUGUUGGGAAUAAAUAUGCUCAAAUUGAAGAAAAUGGUAGUUUGCUCAGUGUGGAAGAACAGCAUGGACUGAACAGGGAAGAUAUGUCUGCCAGAGUAGAAGGAGUGGUGCAGGUUCAAGAGCCAGAGCCUGAAAAAGUGGAAAUCCGUGAGAGAUAUGAAUUGAGUGAAAAGAUGUUAUCUGCAUGUCAUCUUCUUAAAAGUAGCAUCGAUGAUCCCAAGGCCAUGAUCAGCAAAGAGACUCGAUUUUGUUUAAACACCAUCCAGCACGAGUGGUUUCGUAUAUCAAGCCAGAAGUCGGCUGUUCCUGCAAUGGUUGGGGACUACAUAGCUGCUUUUGAAGAGGUUUCUCCUGUAGUCCUCAGACAUAUUAUCAACAUGGCAGAUGGAAAUGGCAACACGGCUCUCCAUUACAGUGUUUCCCACUCUAAUUUUGAGAUUGUGAAGUUGCUUUUAGAUGCAAAUGUCUGCAACGUAAAUCACCAGAACAAGGCUGGUUAUACUCCCAUUAUGCUGGCUGCUCUUGCAGCUGUAGAUGCGGAGAAAGACAUGAGAAUAGUAGAAGAGCUCUUUGCUUGUGGAGAUGUGAAUGCCAAAGCCAGUCAGGCUGGCCAAACUGCUCUGAUGCUUGCUGUCAGCCAUGGGCGAAUAGAUAUGGUGAAAGCUCUGCUGGCUUGUGGUGCAGAUGUUAACAUCCAAGAUGAUGAGGGCUCCACUGCUUUGAUGUGUGCUAGUGAGCAUGGACAUGUUGAGAUUGUCAAACUUUUGCUGGCUCAGUCUGGAUGUAAUGGCACACUGGAGGACAAUGAUGGGAGCACAGCACUUUCAAUAGCCCUUGAAGCAGGCCACAAGGAUAUCGCUGUUCUUCUCUAUGCUCAUGCAAACUUUUCCAAAACUCAGUCUCCGGGCACUCCAAGGCUCGGAAGGAAGCCAUCUCCUAGUCCUACUCAUAGAAGCCCAUUUGAUUGCUAGUGCACAACGUUAGCCUGUUAAACACUAAUGUCACCUCUCCCAAGCUGCUAGUGGUUACUGUUUUACAGUGACAGAUAUUGAAUGUAAUUGCCUUGUGCCUAAGCUCACCAGCAAACUGAAAUCAAAUAGAGCUAAAGUCAGAAAAAGUGUUACGACAAUGUCCUUGUUAACAACGUUACUCAGGAUCUUGUAGCAGUUGUACAUGGGAGCGGAGGGAUUAAUAGAUGGUACUACUUCCCCUAGCUCUCCAAGACCAUUUAUGUGUACUCGGUCACUAUACAGGUUGGACAAGCUACUCCAUGCUGCUGCAGGAUCUUACAGAUAUACCAUAAAGUAUAAGAAAAUGCGAACAUGGUAUGUUGGUUGUCACAAGGCCUGCUGUGGGGGCAGGGAAAAGGCAACGCUCAUAAAGGACUGGUUGCACAUGGGCUCCAUAUGGCAUCUCAUUGCCCUUUUGAGUCUUCAUUUUGUUCAUCUUUUCUGCCUCUAGGAAAUGGUAUAAUAUUUUGUUUUUGUUUUUUCACUGUAGUAUAUUCUCUUCUGUUACCAACAUAAAAGUGUUUUUAAGCUAUCUGUUCAGUUAUGACUGGACUUUCCCCAUCCAGAUAAUUCUUAUUGGCUGUAUGUUCUUUACAGAUAUUUAUAUUUGCUACUGUUGAAAUUUUUGGCAAGAACCCUUUUAUUAUAAAGGUCAUUCCACAAUGGUUUUGAGUCUUGUUUUAAAGCUUAUUUUAAAUUCUAAAAGUGGCAACUGCUUAUGAGGAUGUUAGCUCUUUGGAAGCUCAGCUGGUGAACUGAUGGCUUCACCAUGGAUGAUGGACUGCUAUAUAACCUGGGACUUGUUAAAUAAAUUGCUGCCGAUUUGUACAGCUUUUAUAUAAAGAUUAUGUCAGUAUUUUUGACACUUUCUAUUCCAACAUAAUUACGGCAAUAUUUACACAUAACUGUUAAUAGACUUUUAUUAAUAGUCAUCUACAUGAACGCUGACAUGCAUUGCAAAAUAUUCAUCUCUGCUGGAAUGAAAUGUAGUUCUGGAUGUGCAUGGGCGAUGCACACACACAUAUAUGCAAUGCUUAUUUCUCUGUCAUGUUCACUUCAGUCAUAUGCAUUUAAGUGUUUGAAGUGCCUUAGACUCUUGCCAUAUUUUCAAAAUAAAAUUUCCUUAUUUUA
Messenger RNA from Sceloporus undulatus (fence lizard), 5607 nucleotides. RefSeq names its product KN motif and ankyrin repeat domains 1 (gene KANK1). Bases 376 to 4437 code for a protein of 1353 amino acids. The transcript is spliced from 12 exons. Gene Ontology annotation, molecular function: protein binding. Lineage: Eukaryota; Metazoa; Chordata; Lepidosauria; Squamata; Phrynosomatidae. Gene Ontology annotation, cellular component: cytoskeleton; cytoplasm. Gene Ontology annotation, biological process: negative regulation of actin filament polymerization. The record is from RefSeq and is a predicted model, not a curated record.